Messenger RNA from Salvelinus namaycush (lake trout), 10793 nucleotides. It is a transcript of the gene dync2h1, whose product is annotated as cytoplasmic dynein 2 heavy chain 1. The coding region runs from base 183 to 10793 and encodes 3536 amino acids. The record is from RefSeq and is a predicted model, not a curated record. Gene Ontology annotation, cellular component: dynein complex. Gene Ontology annotation, molecular function: dynein light intermediate chain binding; minus-end-directed microtubule motor activity; ATP hydrolysis activity. The transcript has 72 exons. Gene Ontology annotation, biological process: microtubule-based movement. Lineage: Eukaryota; Metazoa; Chordata; Actinopteri; Salmoniformes; Salmonidae.
UCAACUGCAGAUUAUGCAGAAGUACCCACUCGCCUAAAAUUGGGAUAGUAAUGUUUGUUUUUACGUUGCAGAUGUAAUUUAGUGCUUUGAUGUCCACAUUCGGUCUUACAGUCUAAGCGACCUCUUUAACCCGGAAUCCGAAAACAAUCUGUUCACUUGAGCCACAAAACAAGAAGUGAGAGAUGCCUCACGGCUCGGAUGACGCCCGCAAGCAGUUCGUCCUCACCACGACAGGGAACUACUUCGGCCUAAAGCCGUCUGCAUCCCUGGUUGGGUCUGAGGAACUCAACAACUUCUUAGAUGAUGGGAACGAAUUCGUGCUUGCUGUCAACAAACACGAGAAUGACCUGUGCCUGUCAAACAAGAUUGAGGCUGGGUACAGCAGAGAGAAGGUGCUAGUGUUCUUCAAGCUGCGUCCCACAGUGAUAACAGAGGAGAACCUGCACCAGAAUGUCCUGGUGUCCUCCAUGCUAGAGUCUCCUAUCAGUACCCUCUACCAGGCCGUGCGACAGGUGUUCGCCCCUAUGCUACUCAAGGAUGAGCGGUGGAGCUCAGCAUUUGACCCUAAGCUUGCGGGCCUGCUAAGUGAGCUGGAGCAGGGGCUAGGCUCUGUGGUCCGCAGGGCUGGAACAGAAGACUCUGGCAAGAGGAGCCACGGGGAAGAUGACAUCCUGGGUAUCCUGACCCCGGUGGAUGAAUUCCAGUACUGGGCUGAUCUCUCUGAGUCUGGGGACAGGAGCACUGUGAGAGAGAGGGCUGCACACUUCUCUGAGCUCUUCAAGCCCAUAGAGAAGGACUACAGUGGUCUGGAUGGUGUCUGUCUGGCUGAUGCUGUGGAGCUGGUGGAGGUGAGCAGAGACACACUGGAUGACGUGUGGAGGCAGAAUGACCAUGAUCCUUUUCCUGAGACACGCAUGCUCAGACUCAUGGAUGUCAUCGGUGGUGCGCUGGGCAGGUACGUGCAGAAGAAACUGAGUGGUGUGAAACUCUUUUUGGACCCAUUCCUGUCUGUGAGGGAGGGCCUGAGAGUCGGCCUGGUCAUCUGUGAGCAGUGGGUGUCGGCCUGUGAGCACCUGAGUGGACAGGUGUGGAAGAGAUACGCCCCUUACCCCUGGAAGGGAGACAAGCAUCGCCCCCAGGCCCUGCACAGCCUGGCUCAGAGACUGGAUGAGGUGGUGACGAUCCGUACGGUCCAUGAGAAGCUGCUUCGUCUGCUGCCUGGAGGAAAACAGCAGGCCUUGGCCUCGGCUCUCGUCUUUGAACCCUUCUCUGGCCUCAACCCAUUACAUUACAACCCCUAUACUGAGCCUCUGUGGAGGGCGGCAGUAGCCCAGUUUGAGCGAGCCAUCGGCCCAGCAGAGCAGGAGGUGGCAGGCAGACUGAAGGCCUACAUCGCAGAUGUACAGGACAACCCACAGCAGCUGCUGCAGGUGUUUCAGAAGCACAAGGAGCUGAUCAGACGACCCAACGUCAGCAAGGAGCUGCAGUCAGAGAGAGAGACUCUGCUGGCCAGACUGCUGGAAUACAUCAAGGUGCUGCGGACAGACUUUGAGGGUCGUUGCCAUGGCGCCCCAGGAGAAAAGUCCGGCCCCCUGGCUGGCCGGAAUCUCCCUGAGGUCGUCAACAACAUUGUAUGGGUCCGCCAGCUUCUCCAUAAGGUGGAGGACUCCAUCAAGAUAGCGCAGGCUCUGCUGUCAGACCUGUCAGGGUUCCGCUCGUUCCUGCGGUUCUGUGACGACCUGCUGGAGGUUCUACGGGCCUACGAACAGGAACAGUUUGAUGACUGGUCCAGAGACAUCCUCUCUGGCCUCUCUGACCCCAAGUCUGGCAUCAGUCUUCAGGCCAGUAACCGUGUGAUGGAGCUGGACCAUAUAGAUGGGAAGCUGAAGAUCCAGUACUCUGACCGUCUGGUGACUCUGCUGAGGGAGGUCAGACAGCUGUCAGCCCUUGGCUUCCCCAUCCCAGCCAAGAUCCAGCAGGCUGCCAACACCGCAGACAAGUUCUACAGACAGGCCAUCAUCCUCAAACAGGUGGCCCAUUUCUACAACACCAUCGACCAGCAGAUGAUCUCCUCUCAGAGGCCCAUGAUGCUCAGCUAUGCCCUGGCCUUUGAGCAGGUCAUCAAGCAGAGUCCACGGUCCCAAUCCCGGGAGUCUGGCGGGAAGCUGCAGAUCACCUGGGAUAAUCCCAAAGAGCUGGAGGUGUACAUUGGAAAACUCCAGUCUGCCGCAGAGAGACUCUCUACUGAGAACCGGAAACUGAGGAAGUGGCACACAGACUUCACUGAGAAGGUGGUGGCCCUGAUGACUGUGGACCUGCUGAGGCACCAGCAGCGCUGGAAGGACGGCUUACAGGAGCUACGCACCGGGUUCGCCACACUGGAGGCACAGGGGUUCAGGUCAGGGGAGAUGAAGGCCUGGAGACAGCACUGGAACCACCAGCUGUACAAGGCUCUGGAACAUCAGUACCAGACUGGACUGGAGGCUCUCAACAAGAACCUGCCUGAGAUACACAUAGACCUCACUUUCAAGCAGGGUCGUCUUCAGUUCCGUCCUCCGUUUGAGGAGGUGAGGGCCAAGUACUUCAGAGAGAUGAAGCGGUUCAUCUCUGUCCCGAACCAGUUCAAAGGAGUCAGCGCCCAGGGGGAGGAGCUCAUCUUCAGCGUCAUGAUUGACAGGAACGCAUCAGGCUUCCUCACCAUCUUCAGCAAAGCAGAGGACCUCUUCAGCCGGCUGCUGGGCGUGCAGGACACGUUUAAGGAGUGGGUGGUGCUGGGCCAGGUUGACAUGGACGUGUUGGUGGAGAAGCAGCUAUCGUCUGUCCAGGACUGGGAGAGGAACUUCAAGGCCUUGAAGGCCAGAGGGAAGGAGUCAGAACGCCUGCCCAGUCUGGAGAAGGUUGACUGUAUCUCAGUGAACUGUGAGCCAGUAAAGGCAGUGAUUGAUGACCUCAUCCAGAGACUGUUUGACACCCUGCUGAUGUCCCUCAGAAAGUCCAUACAAGGCCAUACCCUAGACAUAGACAGUUUUGUGACUGAGGCCAUGGAGACGUUGUCCUCUCGUCCAGAGAGUAUUGAUGAGAUAGGAGAGGCCAAUGCCAGACACAGCCAGAUACAGGCCCGCAAACCAGACAUCCUGCUCCAGUUCCAGGCGGCGCAGGAGAAGAACCGUCUGCUGAGGGCCGUAGCAGGAGGCGGUCUGGAUUCUCUGUCCUCCCUCAGGGCCAAGUGGGACAAACUAGAGCUGAUGAUGGAGAGCCACCAGCUGAUGAUCAAAGACCAGGUCGAGGUGAUGCGUAGUAAUGCUGAGAGUCGUGUCCAGGCCUACAGGCUGGAGCUGGACAGGUUCAGGGCUCGCUGGGACCAGCUGAAGCCCAGAGACGAGGUCAUAGAGACAGGAGACCAGGCAGCCCUGCUUGCCUCUGUCCAAACCAUCAGAGACAAGAGACAGGAGUUCCAAGAGCUGGAGGUCACACGCACACGCCUGCUUGAGGACUGUCGUCACUUUGAGCUGGAGGCUCCAAACUUCUCCCUGGCGGAGGAGACCAUCAGAGACAUGGAGGAGUACGGACAGAUGUGGUCUCUGUAUGAGGACUGGCAGGAGGGCUUCCAGGAGAAGGCCAAGGAGGACUGGAUCACAUUCAGGAGUAAGACCUACGUGUUUGAGGAGUUCCUGUUUGCGUGGCAGGACAGACUGAGGAAGCUUGAGCAGCACACCAGCAUGUCUGUCAAACUACAGAGAGAAGUUGACAAGUACAAGAGUCUGGUUCCGGUGUUAAAGUACGUGCGAGGGGAGCACCUAUCCCAGGACCACUGGUUGGAUCUGUUCAGACUGUUGGGUCUUCCUAAAGGCACCACCCUGGAGAGACUGACCUUCUGGGAUCUCCUCAGUGUGUCUGACACCAUCACUGACCGAGCCCUGGAGCUCAAGGACCUGAACAGCAGGGCCCAGGCGGAGGUGACCAUCAGAGAGGCUCUCAGGGAGCUGGACCUGUGGGGGGCUGGAGCUGCCUUCACCCUCACGGAGUAUACAGACAGCACCGGACACACACUCACACUCAUCAAGGACUGGAAGGACAUGGUCAACCAGGUUGGUGAUAACCGCUGCCUGCUGCAGUCUCUGAAGGACUCUCCAUACUACCGCGGCUUCCAGGACAAGGUCAGUCUGUGGGAGGUGCGUCUGUCUGAUCUAGAUGAGUACCUGGUCAGUCUGAAUGCCAUCCAGAGGCGUUGGGUCUACCUGGAGCCCAUCUUCGGACGGGGGGCUCUGCCCAGGGAACAAGCCCGUUUCAAACGGGUCGACGAGGACUUCAGGUCCAUUUUGGCUGAUGUCCAGAGAGACAACAGGGUGACGUCUCUGAGCUCUCGGGCUGGCAUCAGAAACUCCCUCAUCACCAUCUUAGACCAGCUCCAGCGUUGCCAGAAAUCACUCAACGAGUUCCUAGAGGAGAAGCGUUCUGCCUUCCCGCGGUUCUACUUCAUUGGAGAUGAUGACCUGCUGGAGAUUCUGGGCCAGGCCACCAACCCCACUGUGAUACAGUCACACCUCAAGAAGCUGUUUGCUGGCAUCGACAGUGUGGACUUUGACGGGGACUGCCAGCACAUCGUGGCCAUGCGUUCUCUAGAGGGAGAGGUGGUGGCCCUCAGGAACCUCAUACGUAUCUCCAACAGCGUAGAGGUGUGGCUGGGUGAGCUGUCUGCUGAGAUGAAGGAGACUCUGAAGCAGCUGCUGUAUGAGUGUGUGUCAGCGGGGAGGAAAGGACAGGUGGACCCGUCCCGCUACCCCUCUCAGAUCCUGUGCUUGGCAGAGCAGAUCCAGUUCACUGAGGAGGUGGAGAGUGGUCUGAGAAACAGCAGUCUGCAGCAGCUGGAGGUGGAGCUCACCGCUAAGCUGGAGCACUACACCAGCGUAGACACCAGCUCUGAGGAGACGGGAAACACAGAGUCAAGUGUGUUGCAGCUGAAGCUGAAGGCUCUGAUCCUGGACAUCAUCCAUAACAUCAGUGUGGUGAAGCAGCUGUGUGAGGCGGGAGUGAGCAGCCCUGACUCCUGGGCCUGGAGGAAACAGCUCCGUUUCUACCUCAACAACGACAAAUGCUGCUCCAUACAGAUGGUUGACGCUCUCUUCAGCUACACAUACGAGUACCAGGGUAAUGCGUCUAAGCUGGUCCACACCCCCCUGACUGAUAAGUGUUAUCUGACCCUGACCCAGGCCAUGAUGAUGGGUUUGGGGGGAAACCCCUACGGCCCUGCCGGCACCGGCAAGACUGAGUCAGUCAAAGCACUGGGGGGCCUGUUCGGAAGACAAGUACUGGUCUUCAACUGUGAUGAGGGUAUAGAUGUGAAGUCUAUGGGGCGUAUCUUUGUGGGGCUGGUGAAGUGUGGAGCGUGGGGCUGCUUUGAUGAGUUCAACCGCCUGGAGGAGGCUGUGCUGUCUGCAGUGUCCAUGCAGAUACAGGCCAUCCAGAACUCACUGAAGAACCACAGGACCAGCUGUGAGCUGCUGGGCAAGGAGGUGGAGUUGGACCCUAACUCGGGGGUGUUUAUAACAUUGAAUCCAGCUGGGAAGGGUUAUGGAGGGAGACAGAAGCUGCCUGACAACCUGAAGCAGCUGUUCAGGCCCGUGGCCAUGUCCCGACCAGACAACGAGCUCAUCGCUGAGGUCAUCCUCUACUCAGAGGGCUUCAAAGACGGAGAGAUACUGGGACGCAAGCUGGUCGCCAUCUUCAACCUCGCCAGGGAGCUGUUGACCCCCCAGCAACACUAUGACUGGGGUCUGAGGGCUCUGAAGACGGUGCUGAGAGGCUGUGGCAGACUGCUGCAGCAGCAGAGGAGGAGUGAGGCCAAGAACAAGAUCAAGGAGAGUGUUCUGGUGGUGCAGGCACUGAGGUUGAACACCAUGUCAAAGCUGACAUUUGCAGACAGCAGCAGGUUUGAUGCCUUGGUCCAAGAUGUGUUCCCUGGGGUGGGUUUUACUGACGUGGAGGACCAGACCCUCAGCCACGCACUGCAGGCCGUCUACGAGGAGGCACACCUCGAACUCAUACCCAGCCAGAUGAAGAAGGCUCUGGAGCUGUGUGAGCAGUUGAGACAGCGUAUGGGAGUGGUGAUCGUAGGUCCCAGCGGGGCAGGUAAAUCUACUCUGUGGAGGAUGCUGCGUGCCGCCCUGGGCAGGACAGGCAGGGUGGUGAAGCAGUAUACAGUGAACCCCAAAGCCAUGCCCCGCCAGCAGCUGCUGGGUCACAUAGACAUGGACACUAGGGAGUGGACUGACGGGGUGCUCACAAACAGCGCCAGACAGGUGGUCAGAGAACCACAGGAGGUGAGCUCGUGGAUCAUCUGUGACGGGGACAUAGACCCAGAGUGGAUCGAGUCGUUGAACUCGGUGUUGGAUGACAACCGUCUGCUGACCAUGCCCAGUGGAGAGAGGAUCCAGUUUGGACCCAACGUCAACUUUGUCUUUGAGACCAACGACCUCAGCUGUGCCUCACCAGCCACAAUCUCACGCAUGGGCAUGAUUUUCCUCAGUGAUGAGGACACAGAUGUGAGUGCGUUGGUCAAGUCGUGGCUGAAGGGUCAGCCUGAUGAGUGUCGCAGUAACCUGGAGAACUGGAUGGGAGACUACUUCCACAGAGGCCUUGACUGGGUGCUUAAACAGAAUGACUUGGUGGUGGAGACCAGUCUGGUAGGAACGGUGUUGAACGGUCUGUCCCACCUGAGUGGAGUGACAGAGCGUGGUCAGUUUGUGGUUAGUCUCAUCAGAGGGCUGGGCGGGAACCUCAACCUCAAAUCAAGACAGGACUUCGCCAAGGAGGUGCUGGUCUGGGCUAGAGAGAGCCCUCCUGACCCGAGGAAGCCCCUGGACACCUACUAUGACCCUGAGUCUGGCCGGCUGUGUGUGUACACUCUGGAACGUUCUGACGGCCUCAGCCUGGAAGAGCUCACACACACUCACACACUCCCGGUCAUCCAGACCCCUGACAUGCAGAGAGGACUGCACUGCUUCUCCCACUGGCUCUCCUCCCAGCACAGACAACCCUUCAUACUGGUGGGGCCUGAGGGCUGUGGCAAAGGUAUGCUGCUGCGCUAUGCGUUCUCUCGGCUACGUUCCACCCAGGUAGCGGUGGUCCACUGUAGCGCCCAGACCUCGUCUCGUCACGUCCUCCAGAAGCUCAGUCAGACCUGCCUGCUGCUCAGUUCCAACACGGGACGGGCCUACAGACCCAAACACUGUGAGAACCUGGUCCUCUACCUCAAAGACAUCAACCUGCCCAAGCCUGACAAGUGGGGCACCAGCAACCUCAUAGCCUUCUUACAGCAGGUGCUGACGUACCAUGGGUUCUAUGAUGAGAACCUGGAUUGGGUGGGUCUGGAGAACGUCCAGGUGGUGGCCUCCAUGUCAGCAGGAGGCGCUGUGGGACGACACACACUCACCUCCCGCUUCACCUCCAUUGUGCGCAUCUGCACCAUAGAUUAUCCAGACAGGGAGCAGCUCCAGACCAUCUACUCAGCGUACCUGCAGCCUGUUCUCCAGAGGAGCCUUGGGAGCCAGGCAGCCUGGGCCAGCACUGGGAAAACACACCAGCUAGCAGGGUCUCUGGUACAGGUCUAUGAACAGGUGAAGGCGAAGUUCACGGUGGAUGACCACAGUCACUACCUGUUCACUCCGUGUGUCCUCACCCAGUGGGUGCUCAGCCUGCUGCGAUACGACCUGUCCGCAGGUGAGUCAACCACAACAGCACGGUCAAACCACCCGUUAGAACAGAUGUUGGAGGUGGUAGCCUAUGAGGCCAAGAGGCUGUUCAGAGACAGACUGGUCUCCUCUAAAGACAUCCAUUCCUUUGACAACAUCCUCUCCUCUGUCAUACGAGGUGACUGGGGCUCCGACGCACUCGACAACAUGACAGAUGGUUUCUAUGUGACGUGGGGUGCGUCUGAGGGAGGGGGAGUGAUGGCCCCUGGUCAGUCCCUGCCCCCCCACGGUAAAUCUCUGGGACGCCUCGACUUUGCCGACCUACGCCAGGUCAUACACAAGGGAGCGGUCCUGUAUGGUCGUGACAACAGGGAGUUGGAUCUGCUGUUGUUCUGGGAGGUGUGUCACUUUGUGUCUCGUGUGGACCGUGUCCUGAGUCGACCGGGUGGCUCUCUGCUCCUGGCCGGACGCAGCGGGGUGGGCCGACGCACCGCCACAUGCCUGGUCUCACACAUGCAUGGAUACACACUCUACACACCCAAGAUCUCCCGCGGAUACUCACUCAAACACUUCAACAAUGACCUGAAGAACGUGAUGCAGCUGGCAGGUCUGGAGGGCCAACAGGUGGUGCUGUUGCUGGAGGAUUAUCAGUUUGUCCACCCAGCCUUCCUGGAGAUGGUCAACAGCCUGCUGUCCUCUGGUGAGGUUCCAGGCCUGUACUCCCCAGAGGAGCUGGAGCCCCUCCUCUCCUCUCUCAAAGAUCCUGCAUCCCAGGACGGAUUCACCGGACCCCUCUUCAACUACUUUGCCUACCGAAUCCAGCAGAACCUACACAUAGUGUUGAUCAUGGACUGCACCAACUCUAACUUCACCAUUAGCUGUGAGAGCAACCCGGCUCUCUACCGCAGGUGUUCCGUCCAGUGGAUGGACGGAUGGUCUGAGAGCAGCAUGAAGAAGAUCCCUGAGAUGCUGCUGGCUAAGGUGGAGGGGGAGAAGAGUGGAGGAGAGAAAGGCCACAAGAGAAAAGGCUCAGCGUCGGGUCAGGAUGAUCUGUGUCGCUCCUUCCUGAUGAUCCAUGAGUCUUGUAGAGAAUAUGGAGCCACACCCAGCCAGUACAUGGCCUUCCUCCACGUCUACACCUCCAUUUACAGCAGCAAACAGAGCCAGCUCACUCUCAGACAGCAACAUCUACAGGCGGGCGUGUCUAAGCUGAACGAAGCGAAGGCAUUGGUGGAUGAGCUGAAGAGGCGGGCCGCUGAGCAGAGCACUCUGCUGAGGACCAAACAGCAGGAGGCAGACUCAGCCUUGCAGGAGAUCACCACCUCUAUGCAGAAUGCCAGUGACCAGAAGACUGAGAUGGAGAAAAUCAAAGGGAAGAUUGCUCAGGAGGUGUCUAAGUGUGAAGAGAGGAAGGGGAAAAUAGACGACGAGCUGAGAGAAGUACAGCCCCUGGUGGAUGAGGCUAAGCGAGCUGUGGGGAACAUCAAGCCAGAGUCUCUUUCAGAGAUCCGCUCCCUGAGGAUGCCUCCUGACGUUAUCAGAGACAUCCUGGAGGGGGUGCUGCGACUCAUGGGCAUAUUCGACACCUCCUGGGUCAGCAUGAAGAGUUUCCUGGCUAAGAGGGGGGUGAGAGAGGACAUAGCCACAUUUGAGGCGAGGAACAUCAGUCACGAGAUCCGUCAGAGUGUGGAGGAGCUACUGACCAGAAACAAGGCCUCCUUCGACCCCAAGAAUGCUAAGCGUGCAAGUGCUGCGGCUGCUCCACUGGCAGCCUGGCUGAAGGCCAACGUACAGUACUCACACGUCCUGGAGAGGAUACAGCCACUGGAGAGAGAACAGGCUGGACUACUGGAGAACUUGAGGAAGACAGAGAGUCGGAAGACUAAACUGGAGGAGCAGCUCAACUCUGUGGGGCAGAAAGUCAACGAGCUGAAAGAAAAGUUCCAGUCUCGUACUACAGAGGCAGCUAAGCUGGAGGCUGAGGUCAGUAAGGCCCAGGAGACCAUCCAGGCAGCAGAGCAACUCAUACACCAACUGGACGGAGAACACACACGCUGGAAUGCCCAGGUGGAUGAGAUCACUGAGGAGUUGGAUACGUUGCCUAAGAGAGCGAUGCUGGCAGCAGCCUUCAUCACAUACCUGUCUGCUGCUCCAGAGGACAGGAGACGAAACAGCCUGGAGACAUGGAUGAAGGCUUCUGGACUACAGAAGUUUGACCUGCGGCACUUCCUGUGCUCUGAGAGUGAGCAGCUGAUCUGGAAAAGUGAAGGCCUACCCUCAGAUGACCUGUCUAUGGAGAACGCCCUGGUUAUACUACAGAUCAGUGCGAUCAAAUCACGGAGUGUUGCUUGUCCGUUCCUCAUCGACCCCUCCUCUCGGGCUACAGAGUGGCUCCAUACUCACCUGAAGCAGCAUCGCCUCGAGGUCAUCAACCAGCAGGACCCUAACUUCAUCACGUCUCUGGAGUUGGCUGUGCGUUUUGGGAAAACGCUGAUCAUCCAGGAGAUGGAUGGAGUGGAGCCGGUACUCUAUCCACUACUGAGGAGAGACCUGAUAGCACAGGGUCCGCGGUACGUGGUUCAGAUAGGUGAUAAGGUGAUAGAUUAUAACGAGGAGUUUCGUCUGUUCCUGGCCACGCGUAACCCCUCCCCCUUCAUCCCCCCCGACGCUGCCUCUGUCGUCACUGAGGUCAACUUCACCACCACCAGAGCUGGCCUGCGGGGACAGCUCCUAGCUCUGACCAUCCAGCAGGAGAAGCCAGAGUUAGAGACCCAGAAGACCCGUCUGUUACAGCAGGAGGAGGACAAGAAGAUCCAGCUAGCCACGCUGGAAGAGUCUCUGUUAGAGUACCAUGACUACACCCAGUCCCUCCUGAUCCCAUUAUCCCACCAUGACUACACCCAGUCCCUCCUGAUCCCAUUAUCCCACCAUGACUACACCCAGUCCAUCCUGAUCCCAUUAUCCCACCAUGACUAUACCCAGUCCCUCCUGAUCCCAUUAUCCCACCAUGACUACACCCAGUCCUCUGAUCCAUAUCCCACCAUGACUACACCAGUUCACCUGAUCCAUUAUCCCACCAUGACUACACCCAGUCCAUCCUGA